GAGCGUUCCCGUUGCUAUGGGCUGCCGGGGCGCUGGCGGCGGGCGCGGAGGGAUUCGGCCGCUCUUCUUCCCGCCUCGUCCCCUCGGGUCCGGACGGCCGCCGCUGGGUGCCUGCCCUGCGGACAGGGAGCCGAGUCGCUGUCUCGAGGGGGUUUCUUCCUCUUCCGAGCAGCUGGAGCAAUGCGUACUGCAGAUAGCUCAGAGACCAUUCCCCAAGCUACGAGUUCACCACCUGCAGCAGAGCUCAGUCAGCAAAAGCUGUGCCAGAGGUACCCCACAGCACCAGCAAGGAGCAACACAGCAAAUACGUUUGACUGCAGUAGAUUCUUUGGGAAGACAAAUACUAGCAGAUUCUGGCUGACGCAGAAGGACUUCUAUCACGUGAAGGCAGCUCCUGAUGAAAGCACAGACAUCAUCACUUCUGCUCAGUCCAUCUUAGACAGAGAAAAUUACUUCGUGAAGGAGGUGGACAGGUAUUUGAGGCACCAUGAUUUCUUAAAUCUGAGAAAGAAGGAGAUCCUAUACAAGAAAUGGCUUGAGGAUGUUUCAGAGCCACUGCUGUGGAAAAUUGAGGACAAAAUGGAUAGCCAGUCGAGGGAGGAAAUACAGAAGAGGAGGGAAGAACAACUUUCUCUCUAUUUAAACUACUGUAAAAAGAAGGGCUAUGUGGCUUUGGAAGCUUAUGACCCAUCAGAAUAUGACCCAUUGUUCCUGAAGACAUGCACAGACUGCUGGAAGGUUUCAAUACCAGCUUUACAGGAUCCUCUGUUAAAAACUGUUCAGAAAAAGUUUAUUGAGACAAGCAUCAUCAAGCAGUGCGAGACAGGAAGACCAUGCUCUACCAGAGAGCUGCAGAAACUGCCCCUGCUUCCCCUGGGCCGGCAGCACAUGGAUGCGAUUGAGUGGCUGAAGGUUCCAUACACCUACAUUGCUAGUGAGCUCCACCGAACGAGGAGGCUGAGAGUUGUGGACCACCACAAAGACAGUGAGAACAGAUGAUGUCACCUCUCCUCCAGCUUACUGCAAGCACAGCCAUCAGAAGGUACUGUCUGCAAAACAUACGUUAGGUCUUCUGCCAAAGCAAGUGACAGUGGGCCAAGUCUUCUGGAGAACUGCAAUAAACUCAUUGUCUUAAAGUA
This is a messenger RNA of Gallus gallus (chicken), 1139 nucleotides long. RefSeq names its product family with sequence similarity 228 (gene FAM228). The record is from RefSeq and is a predicted model, not a curated record. Lineage: Eukaryota; Metazoa; Chordata; Aves; Galliformes; Phasianidae. The transcript has 9 exons. Bases 181 to 999 code for a protein of 272 amino acids.